Molecule: messenger RNA, 4956 nt
Organism: Rattus rattus (black rat)
Lineage: Eukaryota; Metazoa; Chordata; Mammalia; Rodentia; Muridae
Gene: Grm5
Product: glutamate metabotropic receptor 5
Exons: 10
Coding region: 570-4181 (1203 amino acids)
Biological process (GO): regulation of synaptic transmission, glutamatergic; trans-synaptic signaling by endocannabinoid, modulating synaptic transmission; G protein-coupled glutamate receptor signaling pathway
Cellular component (GO): postsynaptic density membrane
Molecular function (GO): adenylate cyclase inhibiting G protein-coupled glutamate receptor activity; G protein-coupled receptor activity involved in regulation of postsynaptic membrane potential
Source: RefSeq, a predicted model, not a curated record
UCUCUGGGUGGGAAUGAGCUAGAAAGGAAGUCCAAGACUGCCCUGGCCUGAACCCUGAGACCAAGAGGCUUAGGAGCAGUGUUCACUCACUGAUCCAAGGCUAGUCAGCGGCCCCCAGUCGCACUCUGCAGGAGUAGGAGCCAGCCCAGCGCUGCGCUUCCAGCUGCGUCUGCCCGGGCGCAGCACGUGCUCCAGGCGCUGGCGCGAGAGAGCGAGCGCCACCACCGCGGGCCCGCAGCGGUUCUGCUGGCUGCCACUACUGCCUCGAUCUCAGCCACUAGCGCUUCUGCAGCAGCCAAGGCCGCUACGAAAGCGCAGGGAGCUUGUAAGGAGCGGCUGUCCAGGGGAACAAGGCUCGGGGAGCGCACCUGGUUAUGAAUAUUCUGAUCGUAUGGAUGCACCUAACUCGACAGUUUCUGGGGACUUUGCUAUCUUUUAGAGAAUAUAUCUAAAUUGCUGACUAAUUCCUCAAUGCGCCACUCAACGCAGGGCAUCAUUUGGCUGUACCUAUAGGAGCUCUGAGUUUCCUCCAUCAUGAUAUCUUUAUUAGCUUGAAUUCCUUUCCUAAAAUGGUCCUUCUGUUGAUCCUGUCAGUCCUACUUCUGAAAGAAGAUGUACGAGGGAGUGCACAGUCCAGUGAGAGGAGGGUGGUGGCUCACAUGCCAGGUGACAUCAUUAUUGGCGCUCUCUUCUCUGUCCACCACCAACCAACUGUGGACAAAGUUCAUGAGAGGAAGUGUGGCGCAGUUCGUGAGCAGUAUGGGAUUCAGAGAGUGGAGGCCAUGCUGCAUACCUUGGAAAGGAUCAACUCAGACCCCACACUCUUGCCCAACAUCACACUCGGCUGUGAGAUCAGAGAUUCCUGCUGGCAUUCCGCUGUGGCCCUAGAACAAAGCAUUGAGUUUAUAAGGGAUUCCCUCAUCUCUUCAGAAGAGGAGGAAGGUUUGGUACGCUGUGUAGAUGGAUCUUCUUCCUUCCGCUCCAAGAAACCCAUAGUGGGAGUCAUUGGGCCUGGCUCGAGUUCUGUGGCCAUUCAAGUCCAGAACUUACUCCAGCUUUUCAACAUACCACAGAUUGCUUACUCUGCAACCAGCAUGGAUUUGAGUGACAAGACUCUAUUCAAGUACUUCAUGAGGGUCGUACCUUCCGAUGCCCAGCAAGCUCGAGCCAUGGUAGACAUAGUGAAGAGAUACAACUGGACUUAUGUCUCAGCUGUGCACACAGAAGGCAACUAUGGAGAAAGUGGGAUGGAGGCUUUCAAAGAUAUGUCAGCAAAAGAAGGGAUUUGCAUCGCCCACUCUUACAAAAUUUACAGCAAUGCUGGGGAACAGAGCUUUGACAAGCUGUUGAAAAAACUCAGAAGUCAUUUACCUAAAGCCCGGGUGGUAGCUUGCUUCUGUGAAGGCAUGACAGUUCGAGGUCUGCUCAUGGCCAUGAGACGCUUGGGUCUAGCAGGGGAGUUUCUACUUCUGGGCAGUGAUGGCUGGGCUGACAGGUAUGACGUGACAGAUGGGUAUCAGCGAGAAGCUGUCGGUGGAAUUACAAUCAAGCUUCAGUCUCCUGAUGUCAAGUGGUUUGAUGAUUAUUAUCUGAAACUCCGGCCAGAAACAAACCUCAGAAACCCUUGGUUUCAAGAAUUUUGGCAGCAUCGUUUUCAGUGCCGGCUGGAAGGGUUUGCACAGGAGAACAGCAAGUACAACAAGACUUGCAACAGUUCUCUGACUCUGAGAACACAUCAUGUUCAAGAUUCCAAAAUGGGAUUUGUGAUAAAUGCAAUCUAUUCUAUGGCUUAUGGACUCCACAACAUGCAGAUGUCCCUGUGUCCAGGCUAUGCAGGCCUCUGUGAUGCGAUGAAGCCAAUCGAUGGACGGAAACUUUUGGAUUCCCUGAUGAAAACCAAUUUUACUGGAGUUUCUGGAGAUAUGAUCCUGUUUGAUGAAAAUGGAGACUCUCCAGGAAGGUAUGAAAUAAUGAAUUUCAAGGAAAUGGGAAAAGAUUAUUUUGAUUACAUCAAUGUUGGAAGUUGGGACAAUGGGGAAUUAAAAAUGGAUGAUGACGAAGUGUGGUCCAAGAAAAAUAACAUCAUCAGAUCGGUGUGCAGUGAACCAUGUGAGAAAGGCCAAAUAAAGGUGAUCCGGAAGGGAGAAGUCAGCUGUUGUUGGACCUGCACACCUUGUAAAGAGAAUGAGUAUGUGUUUGAUGAGUACACCUGCAAGGCAUGCCAACUGGGCUCCUGGCCCACUGACGACCUGACAGGCUGUGACUUGAUCCCAGUCCAGUAUCUUCGCUGGGGUGACCCUGAGCCGAUUGCAGCUGUGGUGUUUGCCUGCCUCGGUCUGCUAGCCACCUUAUUCGUUACUGUAAUCUUCAUCAUUUAUCGGGACACGCCAGUGGUCAAGUCUUCCAGCAGGGAGCUCUGCUACAUUAUCCUUGCUGGUAUCUGCCUGGGAUACUUGUGCACCUUCUGCCUCAUUGCAAAGCCCAAGCAGAUUUACUGCUAUCUUCAGAGAAUUGGCAUUGGACUCUCUCCAGCCAUGAGCUACUCAGCCCUUGUAACCAAGACCAACCGUAUUGCAAGGAUUCUAGCUGGAAGCAAGAAGAAGAUCUGUACCAAGAAGCCCAGAUUCAUGAGCGCCUGUGCUCAGUUAGUGAUCGCUUUCAUUCUCAUCUGUAUUCAGCUGGGCAUUAUCGUGGCCCUCUUUAUCAUGGAGCCUCCGGAUAUAAUGCAUGACUAUCCAAGCAUCCGAGAAGUCUACUUGAUUUGUAACACCACCAACCUAGGGGUUGUUACUCCUCUUGGAUACAAUGGAUUAUUGAUUUUGAGUUGCACGUUCUAUGCGUUUAAGACCAGAAAUGUUCCAGCCAACUUUAAUGAGGCCAAAUAUAUUGCUUUCACCAUGUACACAACUUGCAUCAUAUGGCUGGCCUUCGUGCCUAUCUACUUUGGCAGCAACUACAAAAUCAUCACCAUGUGUUUUUCAGUCAGCCUGAGUGCCACAGUGGCCCUGGGUUGCAUGUUCGUCCCGAAGGUGUAUAUCAUCCUAGCCAAACCGGAGAGAAAUGUGCGCAGCGCCUUCACAACCUCUACAGUGGUACGCAUGCAUGUAGGAGACGGCAAAUCAUCGUCCGCUGCCAGCAGAUCCAGCAGCCUAGUCAACCUGUGGAAGAGGAGGGGCUCCUCUGGGGAAACCCUAAGGUACAAAGACAGGAGACUGGCCCAGCACAAGUCGGAAAUAGAGUGUUUCACCCCCAAAGGGAGUAUGGGGAAUGGUGGGAGAGCAACAAUGAGCAGCUCCAAUGGAAAAUCUGUGACUUGGGCCCAGAAUGAGAAGAGUACCCGGGGGCAACAUUUGUGGCAGCGACUGUCUGUCCACAUCAACAAGAAGGAGAAUCCCAACCAAACGGCGGUCAUCAAACCCUUUCCCAAGAGCACAGAGAGCCGCGGGCCUGGUGCAGCGGCAGGUGGUGGCUCGGGUCCCGGUGCAGCUGGUGCUGGUAACGCAGGAUGCACAGCAACAGGUGGCCCGGAGCCACCCGACGCCGGUCCCAAAGCGCUUUACGAUGUGGCGGAGGCAGAGGAGCGCUUCCCCGCGGCUGCCAGGCCGCGCUCGCCAUCGCCCAUCAGCACGUUGAGCCAUCUCGCAGGCUCAGCGGGCCGCACAGAUGACGAUGCGCCGUCGCUGCACUCUGAGACGGCUGCUCGCAGCAGCUCGUCCCAGGGCUCGCUCAUGGAGCAGAUCAGCAGCGUAGUGACGCGCUUCACAGCCAACAUCUCCGAGCUCAACUCCAUGAUGUUGUCCACCGCGGCCACGCCGGGGCCCCCUGGUACUCCAAUCUGUUCCUCCUACCUGAUCCCCAAAGAGAUUCAGCUGCCCACGACCAUGACGACCUUCGCAGAGAUCCAACCGCUGCCUGCCAUCGAGGUGACCGGAGGAGCUCAGGGGGCGACAGGGGUAUCACCUGCCCAGGAGACGCCCACAGGAGCUGAAUCCGCCCCGGGCAAACCAGAUCUGGAGGAGCUUGUGGCCCUCACUCCACCAUCGCCCUUCAGGGACUCGGUGGACUCGGGGAGCACCACCCCAAACUCUCCAGUCUCAGAAUCGGCCCUCUGCAUCCCAUCCUCUCCCAAAUAUGACACUCUCAUCAUCAGAGAUUACACGCAGAGUUCUUCAUCGUUGUGAGCCACUGGAAACUUCCCUGAGAUAGGCCUGAGCAGCAGACCUCGGUGUUCACAGAUGGGCGCAGCGACACCCAGAGUCACCCCAACAGAGAACCCGAGGGGAAAAAUGCCAAGGACACACACGGUGGAGACAUGAGAUCAACAGUGCUAUUUCAUGACAGCCGAUGACGACACCAACUACACAUCUUCUGGCAGAUUAUCUUCUAGUGGCCUUAGAAAACAUGGGCUUUUAAGAAACACUGCUUCUAUAUUUGGAGUGCUGACCAGGAGUGGGUUAAACAGUUUCAGUACCAAGUGCUUUGCUCUGAGGCAGCAACAGUAUGAAGCAACAUCCUGAACAGUGAAAAGUGGAGUUAAUAAGCAACUGUGCAUAGUCUCGUUUGUUUACUUCAUUUUCCCAGAAGAGUCUCUGAGUCACCAAACAUUGAAUGUACAUUUUCUAACUAACUCGAAAAAUCUGGGACCAAAAGUCAACCUGUUUUUUCUCCUUUUUUUUCCCCCUUCCUUCCCUGGUCCCUCCAUGUCGUAGACCUUGAGAAGCUAAUAGUCACUAGGGCCCAGGACUUUCUGAGCUUGUAAGUCUACUGAGUAACACAAACGGGUAGUGAGUGUUGUGUUAAUGUACAGAGAGUUUCUAGCAGAGACUUUCCAAACAGGCUGAGAGAUACUCUUCUGAAAGCCUGCAUCCUGGAUACCAUUAACCAAGAAAACCAGUGCAAGAUUUCUGGACUAUUUCACCAUGUUGCCAAUCAAUACUGGAGUAGCAAAAAAAAAAA